AUGGUAUCAGAGCCAGUUGCUGUGUUUGAUGGACAGAACUAUGAGUUCUGGGCAGUAAGGAUACAGACGACUCUGAUGAACAAGGAAUUAUGGGAGAUUAUCAAGGAAGGACCUCCAGAAUCGCUAUCAAAAUCACCUGAAACACCAGGAGCCGAUAAGUCAAAAGAAGCUACAGACCUGAAGACACUCAAAGCCAAGGAUACAGCUGCACUUCAAAUCAUUCAAUAUGCCGUAGCUGACACCAUCUUUGACAAAAUCUUUUCUGCAACAACUGCAAAACAGGCUUGGGAUCUCCUGGAACAUUCCUAUCAAUGUAAUGAAAAAGUGAAAAUGGUUAGGCUACAGUCCUUAAGAAAAGAGUUUGAGAAUUUGAAAAUGAAAGGAGAAAAAUUUAAGGCCUACUCUGAUAGGAUACAAUCUGUAGCAAAUCAAAUGAGGACAUUAAGUGGAGAUAGAUCAAACUUUGACUUGGUAGUUAAAAUGCUAGCAUCUAUUCCUAAGAGUUAUGCAGGCUUAACCUCUUUGAUGGAAGAAACCAAGGAUCUCAACUCAGUUACCUAUGCGGAGCUGAUAGGUUCUAAGAAAAAAAAAAUUCUAGAUGAAGAGGAAGAAAAUGCUGAAGGUGCCUUCCAUGCUCGGUUUAAGAAUCUGAAAAUGGAGAACAAUGACAGAGGCAACAUAAGUCCAAAUAACUACAGAGAAAAAAGGUGGUGUGAAUUCUGUAAAAGAGAUACUCACAAUGAAGAAGUGUGUUACUUCAAGAAUGGAUAA
This is a messenger RNA of Eutrema salsugineum, 771 nucleotides long. RefSeq lists its product as uncharacterized. NCBI's taxonomy places the organism in Eukaryota, Viridiplantae, Streptophyta, Magnoliopsida, Brassicales, Brassicaceae. The coding region runs from base 1 to 771 and encodes 256 amino acids. The transcript has 2 exons. The record is from RefSeq and is a predicted model, not a curated record.